Molecule: messenger RNA, 3213 nt
Organism: Apus apus (common swift)
Lineage: Eukaryota; Metazoa; Chordata; Aves; Apodiformes; Apodidae
Gene: C8H2orf72
Product: chromosome 8 C2orf72 homolog
Exons: 3
Coding region: 17-763 (248 amino acids)
Source: RefSeq, a predicted model, not a curated record
GCCGGUAGCGGCGGGGAUGGCGGCGGGGGAGCUGCGGGAGCUGCGGGCGCUGGUGGAGCUGGCGGGCGGGCGGCGGGCAGUGCUGCUGGUGGCCGAGGUGGUGGAGGGAGCCCCGGUGGCGACUACGUUGGCCGCCUUCGCCCGCGACCUCCUGGGCGACGAGACGCCGCCGGGUGCGGCGGCGGGGCCCGGGUCAGGGUGCGGGUCCCGGCGGCGGGCCAGCAGCGGGCGGCGGGCGCUGGCAGCGCGGCUGGUGCUGGUGCUGUGCGGCGGGGGCGCGGCGCGGGACCGCGGGGCCCGGGCCCGCCUGCGGGAGGUGGUGCGGGACGUGCGCGGCCGCCUGCCCCGCGCACCGCCGCCCGCCGCGGUGGGCGUCCUGCUGCCCGGCGGGGACGCGGGGGACGCGGCGGUGCUGGACGCCGCGCUGCGCCGGCACUUCCCGGCGCCCGGCACGGUGCAGGCGGCCCGGUACAGCCCCGGCAGCCCCGCCGCCCUGCAGCGCUGCCGCGCCGCCGCCAGCCGAGCCCUGCGGGCAGCCCUGCAGCACCCCCCAGAAGAUGGGAAAGACAGGGAGAGGUGGAGGCUCCCAUCCUUCCUGAGGUGCAUUUCUUGGAGCCAGAGUAGCUGGAGAAAAGGUCAUGAAGCAAAAGCUGCAAACAAUGUUAAUGAAGAUGACCUGCAGGACCCUGAGGAAGAAGUGGCUCUGACCAGCCUGUCUCCCAAUGGAAACUGUGAAGUGGCUGCUGGAGACAUGGGCACCUAGAGCUGCUGGGCACCCAGCACAGUCUAUGUCCUGGCUCUGCCCCGUGGAUUUGGAGAGGUGGGAGGAGGAGCUGGUGUGUGCCCACUCACCCUCUGCUCUGAGGACCCGCCUCUCUGGGGAGAAGCUGCUCACCUUAACUCACCAGGGUCUUCUGUAGCUUCCAAGAACCCCUUUGGGGAUGUAUCUCACAUCCUGGGUGAGGAAUUUGGGUGUGAAAUACAGCCACCUGCUUGGAGAAAGAGGAACACUUUCUAAUUCUGACCAAAGGUCCCUGCCGAGAUGGCUGAGGUUGGCCUUCCUGACAAAGACAUUCUGUGCCUUGUGCCUUGUUUUCCUGCUUUGCUGCUGCUGUGAAGUUCCCACCCUCGUUCUGAUCAGGCAAAAAGAAAAAAAAAAAAAGAGGCCAAUAACAUGGUGGCCUGGAGACUGCAGUGGGACUGAAUAUGAGGUCUUGGAUCUACCAGCUACUGAAAAGGCUUUAAUGUAACUGUGUAACAUGAAGAAAUGCAGCAACAGCCCAGAAGGGUAGCAAUAAUAAUGCAAAAGAGACUGAUAGUAAUGGCAGGUGGAGCAGGAUCCUCUGGCUUGUGCUGGUGCUCACAAACUGACUGAUGGACUGCCUGGGCUAGAGAGGGUGGCAGAUGGUAUUACAGGCUGAUGCUAAGGUGGGGUUAUGGGAAAGGCUGAUCUCACCUGGGAUAUCUCCACAGUCAUGUGGUGGCAGGUCUCGGAGGUGGCCUGCAGCACAACAAGAUGUGGCAGCUUCAUAAAGACAUCUAAAAAUAUUAAAAUAAUCUAUUUAAGUAGUUCCAAAGGGCUGCCUGUAGCCUGUGGGGCGACGCGCUUCAUUACAAAUCCUUAGUUUACAGGGAAUAUUAUGGUAGGAACACCUUUUUUAUUUUUACUUUAAUGCAACAAAAAGCAGGUCUGGUUUUAUUUUUAGGACAAGCUGGAUUUUGUUUGGGACUGGCUGUCCUUUUUGGGGUUUGAGGCCAGAAAACUCAGCCCAUGAUAUCGUGUCUACCUCUUCUCUGGGUUAGCUGCUGAGCUGUGGCAGCACAUCCUCUGUGCGUGUCUGUCCUUUCUGUCACACAGAUGAAGUGUCUGCAGUCCUGCUGGCUCUGGCCAGAAUUGUCUCUCAGCAAUGUGCCUUCAGCAUUUCUCUAGCUCUUACCUGGAGCAGGUGAUGGUUUGUUUUUUUUUAUCAAGCUCUGCUCAUGAUCAUCAACAUUUUUCAACAAACUAUUUUUCUGUGCCUCAGCUUCCCCAACAGUAGGAUGUGGAGAGCAGCACCUACCUGUCUUGCUGGAGUAACGAGGGUAACCCUAGAGCAGAGCUCAGCAGCUCUUGGUUUUGGAGUGGGUCCUUUUUGGCUGGCAGAGCCCCUGACUGCGUAUGGGACAUGCUGGUGUGCUCAAGUAGGAGAGAUGGGGAGCGUUUCCAGGUGUGCUCAGCAAGUCUCUGUGUUACCACACUGCUUGUUUGAAUGAGUUGGGACAGUCAGGCUUGGUCUGUGCAGGAAAGCUCUGCCUGGAACGCAGCCGCAAGGUGCUGUUGCUGCUCCACAGGAAGGCAGGACGGAGGGGGCAGGUGGGUCCCUCUGAGCUUGGGGAAGCACACGUCCCAUCUCUUCUCAGCAGAAACACUUCCCUGUGGGAGUGUGGGCUGGGCAGAGAAAACCUCGGAGGCAGGUGACACUGGCAGAGGGUGCUGCUCUGCAGAGAGGGCAGCCAGCCCCUCCUUCCAGCCGGCAGGUUCCCCGUAGGGCUUCUUUGCUUAUGCCUAGGUGGAAAAUGCCAAUGGAACCAAGCGACUCAGCAAAGUCACCUGCAGUGGAUGGCUGUAUUUGUGACCCUGGGCUUCGGCCCUGAGCAGCAAGUGCACCUUAGCAGGACGAAGGUGUCCUCCUGCUCUGUCCCUGGCAAGAGUAUGUAGGUCUGCUGUGCCUGGAGUCCCUCUGAUGGCCUCCCAGCAGAGCCCAGCUCCCUGGGCAGUUAUGUACUUUCCCAACAAAGCCCUUGGUUAGGAGAGUCCUGUGGGACUUGACAGGUGAAUCUUUAUUUUCUUGCUGCUUGCCCUUUGCUGUCUAUGAUUUAUCAGUGAAGAGGUGGCCCAAGUGAACAGAUUCUCAGUUAUCUUAGCACUAUAAAUCAAAUGGAUUUAUUUACUGGUAAUUUUAAAGUAAAUUAUGCAAGUUUACCCUUGCAGUGAGACUUUUGUGGAAGCAGAUGAACUGCCUGGGGUUUAGGAGGUGUGAGUGGGAAUGCAUUUGACAAAAAAGGUACUGUUUUUCUUUGACUGAAGAGUAAAAAAUGACUUCCCCCCUCCCUUCACUCUUUGGACAUGCAGAGGUGCAGGAGAUAGUUCUACAUGUUUAAUUGACUUAAGAAUUUAAGGGCUCUGUUCUCUCACAUGCUUGCUGUAAAGAAUAAAGAUGUUUAAUUUCUGAA